Messenger RNA from Colletotrichum truncatum, 837 nucleotides. RefSeq names its product short-chain dehydrogenase reductase sdr. The record is from RefSeq and is a predicted model, not a curated record. NCBI's taxonomy places the organism in Eukaryota, Fungi, Ascomycota, Sordariomycetes, Glomerellales, Glomerellaceae.
AUGAAAGUCUGGUUUGUGACAGGAUCCUCCCGUGGAUUAGGUCUGGAGCUGGUCAAAACUAUCCUUGCGAAUGGCGACUCUGUUAUUGCAACAGCACGAGACCCACAACAACUCAAUCACCUCGUGGAAAAGUACGGAAGCAAUCGCAUCCUACCAGUGGCUCUGGAUGUGACAAACUCAGAGAAUGCCUGUGAAGUUGUAAAGCUGGCACAGGACACGUUCGGCCGCAUCGACGUCGUUGUGAACAAUGCAGGAUAUGCGGAGACGGCUCCCAUCGAGGACAUGACUUUGGAGUCAUUCCGAGCACAAAUGGAGACAAACUUCUUCGGCGUGGUCAAUGUAACCAAAGCAGUCCUCCCAAUAUUACGUCAACAAGGCUCUGGGCACAUCUUACAAGUUUCCUCAGUCGGAGGAAGAGUCGGAUCCCCUGGCCUCGGGGCCUAUCAAAGUGCCAAAUGGGCCGUUGGAGGUUUCUCAACAGUCCUUUCAAGAGAAGUCGCACCAUUUGGGGUGAAGAUCACCGUACUGGAGCCUGGUGGAAUGAAGACGGAUUGGGCAGGCAGUUCAAUGGGUCAUGGUCACAUCAGUGAAGCCUAUGUGCCUAUUGUAGGAGCGAUGGAGAAGGCAAGGGAACAGGCUUUCUCCAACUGGUCUGAACCGUCCAGAGUCGCAGAGACUAUAUUUUAUAUCACCACAGUUGAGGAUCCACCACUUAGGCUGCUCCUAGGACCCGACACCGUUCAGUAUGCCGAGGCAGCAGCUAGAGAAUUGGCGGCCUCAGAUGAGAAGUGGAAACAGGCCACCAAUCUAUUGCUACCCGACAAGAAGACGCAUUAA